CACGCUCGCAUAUAGCUGCAACGAGCCGCCGGGAAGCAUGUCAGGCUUUAUAACCACAAUUAAUCCCCGUCCACGAGCUCCUUUCAAGCCACAGAAGUCCAGUCGAGGAACCAGCAGUUGGCAGCUGAAACAAUAUGCAGAGGCAACACUUGGAAGUGGCAGCUUAAGAAAGGCAGUCAAACUGCCAGAGGGUGAAGAUAAGGACGAAUGGUUGGCUGUUAAUGUGGUCGACUUCUACAACCAGAUCAACCUCCUUUAUGGCUCCAUCACCGAGUUUUGCUCCCCACAAAGCUGUCCGGAAAUGAAGGCAACUGAUGAAUUCGAGUACCUCUGGCAAGACAGCGAAAACUACAAGAAGCCCACGAAAAUGCCAGCGCCAGAAUACAUAGAGCAUCUCAUGGCCUGGAUACAGUCCAACGUAGACAACGAGCAGAUGUUCCCGAGCCGCAUCGGUGUACCAUUCCCCAAGACAUUCGCCGCUCUCAUACGCAACAUGUUCAAGCGCCUCUACCGUGUCUAUGCACACAUAUACUGCCACCAUUACCCUGUCAUCAUCGAGCUCGGUCUCGAGCCGCACCUCAACACGAGUUUCAAGCACUAUGUGCUAUUCAUCGAUGAGCAUGGCUUGGCUAAUGGGAGCAAAGAUUUCUGGGGUCCUCUGGGCGAUCUAGUGGACAGCAUGCUGCGGAGCGAUUGA
Messenger RNA from Periconia digitata, 697 nucleotides. Lineage: Eukaryota; Fungi; Ascomycota; Dothideomycetes; Pleosporales; Periconiaceae. The record is from the annotation of a GenBank genome assembly.